UCUUUAGUCAAAUCUCGUUUCUCUCUCUCUCUCUCUCUCCUGUUUCUCUCUCUACCCUAGCUUUCAUUGAUGUUCUUAUCUAACCAAUUUCACAGUAAAAUGUAAAUAUUCAAUUACAUAUUUGAAAUUUUAUUUCCUCAUUGAACAAAUUUUAAUAAAAUGUGGUUUCUGAAAUAUUUUAAUUUCAGGCUUCCAACUACAUUUCUUCUGAGCACAAGAACGACCUUGGUUCUUCUUCCAAAUGCAACAAGAAGAUGCCAAUGCGACCUCCCAUUACGAAUAAAACUGAAGAGAGGAUCGUGAACAGACCUCCUGAGAAGAGGCAACGAGUACCAUCUGCAUACAACCAGUUCAUAAAAGAGGAGAUUCAGAGAAUCAAAGCCAACAAUCCAGAAAUAAGCCACAGGGAAGCAUUCAGUACUGCUGCAAAAAAUUGGGCACACUUCCCUCAUAUUCACUUUGGGCUGAUGUUGGAGAGCAAUAACCAAGCUAAACGAGGUAAAGUUGGAUUUAUUUUUCAAUUAUUACUUUUGAAAGAUAAAAAUUUUCAUUGUUAAUUGUGUAUAUUUAUC
Messenger RNA from Olea europaea var. sylvestris, 572 nucleotides. RefSeq names its product axial regulator YABBY 5-like. The record is from RefSeq and is a predicted model, not a curated record. Gene Ontology annotation, cellular component: nucleus. The transcript is spliced from 4 exons. The coding region runs from base 255 to 557 and encodes 100 amino acids. Lineage: Eukaryota; Viridiplantae; Streptophyta; Magnoliopsida; Lamiales; Oleaceae. Gene Ontology annotation, biological process: abaxial cell fate specification; multicellular organism development; cell fate commitment.